AGCGUCGCACAUUUCAACAGCGCCCUCUACAGCCAGGCGGGUUAAUAGAUAGAAUUAGUGUUGUUGGAGAAAAAUGAAUCCCAUUUUCAGUCCUUCGCUUCACAUUCAAAGACAUCAGUUUGUCAUCGAUUUUGUCAGAAAAAACAAACCUAAACAGGUAGCCGACUUGGGCUGCGGUGAGGGUAAGCUCCUGAAACAGCUCAAGUUUCACCGGAACAUUGAACUGCUGGUCGGCGUGGACAGCAAUGGCGCAAAAAUCAAGAAAAUGAGGCACAGAUUAGCUCCUCUGUCAACCGACUAUCUGCAGCCUACUUAUGACCAGCUGCGUGUAGAGCUGUACCAAGGUUCAGUGACACAAAGGGAUGGUCGCCUCAGACGAUUUGAUUUAGUGACCAGCAUAGAACUGAUAGAGCACCUCACUCUUACUGAUUUGGAGUGCUUUGCUUCUGUGGUUUUUGGAUACAUGAUCCCGGCAAGUGUUAUCGUCAGCACCCCAAACUCUGAAUUCAACGCGCUUCUGCCGGGACUGACUGGUUUCAGACACAGUGAUCACAAGUUUGAGUGGAACAGAUCAGAGUUCAGAUCCUGGGCUCUUAAAGUGUGUUUGGAUUAUGGCUACGAGGUGGAAUUCACUGGUGUUGGAGAAGCACCACAGGACCAGCAAGAAAGUAUUGGUUUCUGCUCCCAGAUUGGCGUCUUUCAUCGUCUCCAGGGCAACGAUCAUUGCAGCGUGUUACAUGGCAGCGAUGUGGAGGAAGUGUUUGCGUACACAUUGGUGUACUCUGUAAACUACCCCAGCCUGCAUGACAGCAAUACUUUGCGCAAAGUCCUAGUGAGUGAGGUGUUGCAUUGGGCCGAACACCUGAAGAACCGGUGGAUGAAGGAAAAGACUGGAAGGACAAAUGAUGUUUUACCACACCGUCAGACUGAACAAGGAGCCUUGGAGGAGCUGCUUUCAGAAUCACAUACACCAACAUCAUGUACAGAAACGUUGGAUUGUCCCGUGGAUUAUUGUGACAGAGGUGAUGUUGAGGAGCAGGAGGGUGCCGGGUUGCUUUGGGCAAACGACCCACAACAACAGUCUGGUACAUUAAACAGAUACGUCUUAGUCCCUCUGGCUGUGCUGUGGUCCUGCUGUCCUAAAAUCGGUGAACUGAGUGGAAGUCUUGAAAAUCUCAGACAUCUGCUGAUGGAUCAUCCGCAGGUUAAACUCACUCAGGAUGGCUCGUCUCUGCUUGUGAAAUGUGAAGAACAAGACCCAGAUCAGGUGGACGGUGGCUUGGAAGACGAUGAGGAUUUUCGGGCCGUCCAGCGUUCUCAUAGAGCUGAACCAGAGGAAGACUGGGAAGCAAAUGUUUAAUAUGGAAACGUUGGUAAUGCAGUUGAAUCUACCCAAAGAGAAUGCAUGAAAAAAGAAAUACUGCUUGUUGCUGCUGGACUGCACAGUUUGUAGCAUCACUUCUGUUUGAACUCUAGGAAUUUUGGAUUUUUCAGUUUAUUUUGGACAAUAUGUGAAGGCUGGUCAUGUAAAAAAAAAAAAAAUAAAUAUAUAUAUAUAUAUAUAUAUAUAUAACAAACCUAA
This is a messenger RNA of Girardinichthys multiradiatus, 1582 nucleotides long. It is a transcript of the gene henmt1, whose product is annotated as HEN methyltransferase 1. NCBI's taxonomy places the organism in Eukaryota, Metazoa, Chordata, Actinopteri, Cyprinodontiformes, Goodeidae. Bases 74 to 1360 code for a protein of 428 amino acids. Gene Ontology annotation, cellular component: nucleus; cytoplasm. The transcript is spliced from 9 exons. The record is from RefSeq and is a predicted model, not a curated record. Gene Ontology annotation, molecular function: O-methyltransferase activity; RNA methyltransferase activity. Gene Ontology annotation, biological process: RNA methylation; piRNA processing; siRNA processing.